AUGGCCAUCAUACAUUAUACGCAAGCCAUAUCAAUAUGUCCAGAAGGAGAACAAUCAGUUUUGUGUAGUGUGUUUCACAAUCGAGCUACUGCUUAUGAUAAAUUGGUAGGUAAAUUGAUUACUUUGGUCAGUUUUGUCAAGGAAAAACUGGUUUUUUUUUUCAAAUUUAAAUUAUAACAAUGUUAGUUAUUGCUUAUACUAUAUUUUCAGAGUAAUAAUGAAAAUUGCUUGGCUGAUUGUAACAGUGCCCUGGCAUUAGUACCAACAUACAAAAAAUCGUUAUCCCGAAGAGCCAAAGUACAUUCAGAAUUAGGCAACUUUAAACUUGCUUUAGAAGAUAUUACAGCUAUGCAAAUUUUGAAUAAGUUUAAAAAUCAAGGUGACCUAAGUUUUGCGGAUAGUGUGAACAAAAGUUUAGGUGAUUACAAGAAUAAUUGUUAAUUUCUACAAAUAUUUGAAAUUGUAUUUAUACCAUAAGUCAAUAUUUAUUUUCAGCUAAGCAGAAUAUGGAAGAAUACAUAAAGGGCAAUCCUUUGAAUUUUCCAUCAAAAACGUUUAUUGAUAAUUAUUUGAAAUCUUUCUGUGAUGAUCCAUUUUCUGAAGAAUUUGCACUGACAUUAUUAAAAUCAGACAUAAAGUAA
Molecule: messenger RNA, 641 nt
Organism: Cinara cedri
Lineage: Eukaryota; Metazoa; Arthropoda; Insecta; Hemiptera; Aphididae
Source: the annotation of a GenBank genome assembly